Messenger RNA from Suillus plorans, 705 nucleotides. RefSeq lists its product as uncharacterized. The record is from RefSeq and is a predicted model, not a curated record. Bases 1 to 705 code for a protein of 234 amino acids. The transcript has a single exon. Lineage: Eukaryota; Fungi; Basidiomycota; Agaricomycetes; Boletales; Suillaceae.
AUGGCACCCCUGCUCAAACACGCUGGUCCUCGUCGAUACACCAUCCCCAGCCCCCUAGGUGCAGGUCUCGGGGAAGACGACCUGAUAGUUCUCGUUGAGACGGUUCGGUUGUACCUAGAGUAUGACGGACACCUCCGAGCGGGCACAGCCAGUCAGAACCCUACUCCCUUUGGCUAUAACGACUUCGCGCUGGCAUUUAACAUGCAGCUGGCAGCGGAAGCAGACCCAUCACGUUUCACCAUCGAAGGUACGGAAGGGCCCACCAUCAGCGGCCCAUCCCCCUCCAUCGUAGAGCUUGUCGGGUCUGAUGACCCCGCUCCUACUCCACCCAGGACAACACCACGUCCACCUGAGGGAGGACGUUACCUCACCCCCCAGUGCGCAGAGCUCAUGGAGGAGGCGCUCUGGAUGAACCUCAAAAGCGCCAAGAAAAAAUGCGAGUGGCGAGAGCGUUCCAUAGCCGAGAGGAAGGUCAAGAGAUCUAAAUCAGAGGUUAGCGGACGAGCCAUGGGAGAAAGGACUUACCCUCCCGACAACCAAGCUGGCACCUCGCGCCCAGCCUCCACUACCCCUAAUCUCAGACCUUCCACCCCCCUCGCAUCCAACAAUGAGCAAGGGCAUGCGAUGGAGGUUGAGGAAGACACCCGCCGCACCGGCAAGGGAAAGAAAACUAGCGAGGAAAGGCCGAGGAAGACUCAGAAGUAA